UCUUCUAUGGCAAUGAAAAUGGGCUCUUGUGUUGUUGUUUUGGGGUUAAUUACAUGGGUAUUGUAUGUGUAUGGUAAUAUUUGGUACAAAUCAAAAAGGGUUAGAAGAAAACUCAUAGCACAAGGGAUCAAAGGGCCUCAACCUUCUUUUCUAUGUGGGAAUAUUGCUGAUAUGCAGAGAAUCCAAGCACAAGUUAACAACUUUAUUGAAGCUCCGAAUAACGGAAGAAGAUGCAAUAAUAAUGUUAAUCAUCAUCAGUUUCUUGCACAUGAUUAUACUGCUACUCUAUUCCCAUAUUUUGAACACUGGAGAAAGAAAUAUGGAUCUGGGAAGUCCCAAGCAAGUAUAAUGAGAAGGAGGUUGGAAGCAUUCAAGUGAUUCUUCAGGAUAGUAAGCGAUAGGAUGCACGCUAAAAUCCCCAGGUCUUUGGUCAGCAAGUGGAAGGGUUCUAUUGUACAGUUUCAGAAUUACCAAAUGACCCACUUCAUUGUUGUUGCUAAUGAUAUGGGCACAAUCAUAACUCCAAGUAAAUGGAUACUUUGCUUCUCCCACAGAACACGAGUCAUCUAUGUGGAGAAUCCAUACUUUUCAUUGGAAGCCUUCCAUUUCAAAUCUAUACCAGAUUUACUGAAUGUUGAUAAGUUGGAUGAUUCUGAGGAUUUUGGUCAAGUGUACACAUAUUCCACAGGGAUGAAGCAACACUUAUAUGUGAACAACCCAGAGCUCGUGACAGAAAUGAAUCAGUCUAUAACUUUGGAUUUGGGUAAGCCUACUUACAUAACAAACAAGCUUGCACCAUUGCUGGGUAAUGGCAUUUUGAGAGCCAAUGGUCAUAGUUGGGCAAACCAGAGGAAACUUGUUGCAGCUGAGUUUUUCAUGGACAAAGUAAAGGGUAUGGUGGGGUUAAUGAUAGAGUCAGCACAACCAUUACUAAGAAAGUGGGAGGAAUUGAUUAGUGGCACUGGCACUGGCUUGGCAGAAGUUAAAGUUGAUGCAGAUUUGAGGGACUUCUCUGCUGAUGUUAUUUCAAGGGUUUGCUUUGGACAUUCAUAUUUCAAAGGAAAGGAUCUAUUCUCAAAGCUUAGAAAACUUCAGAAGACUAUGUCUGACCAGGGUGGCUUCCUCUUUGGUCUCAACGGUUUCCGUGGCAAACUAUUUUUGUCUUCAAAGAAGCAGAAGCAAAUCAGCAGCUUAGAGAAAGAGAUAGAAUCACUGAUCUGGAGUUUAGUGGACGAGCGAAAGCGAGAGUGCUCAUCGUGGGAGAAGGAUCUGAUGCAGUUGCUUUUAGAAGCAGCCAUGGCUGAUAAGAGUCUAGGGAAGGAAUUUUCAAGGAGGUUCAUAGUUGACAACUGCAAGAACAUAUAUUUCGCCGGACAUGAGACCACCGCCAUCGCCGCGUCUUGGAGCUUGAUGCUGCUUGCUUUGCACCCUCAAUGGCAAGAAAAGAUUAGGACUGAGGUUGCUGAGGUUUGCCCCCAUGGCAUACCUCAUGCUGAUUCUCUUCCCCUCCUCAAAACAGUGAAUAUGGUGAUUCAUGAAGUGCUACGUUUGUACCCACCAGCAGCAUUUGUAUCAAGGGAAGCAUAUGAAGACAUUCAAAUUGGAGACAUAAAUGUUCCUAAAGGAGUUUGUUUGUGGACCCUAAUUCCAACAUUGCAUAGAGACCCUGAAAAUUGGGGGCAAGACUCUAAUGAAUUCAAGCCAGAAAGGUUCAAAGAAGGUGUGUCUCAAGCAUGCAAGUUCCCACAGGCUUAUGUGCCAUUUGGAUUGGGGCCUAGAUUGUGCUUGGGGAGGAACUUUGCUAUGGUCCAAUUGAAGGUUGUGUUGGCACUUAUUAUUUCUAAGUUUAGCUUCUCACUCUCGCCUAGUUAUAGCCAUUCUCCAGCAUAUAGAAUGAUUGUAGAGCCAGGACAUGGUGUGUAUAUCAUCAUUAAGAAGCUUUAAUUUACUUGGAUUCCAAGUUCUUGGAAUGAGAAGCUUGUGGACAUGUACUGAACGUAGCAAUUUUAUUGGUUUGCUUGGGUUAUAUA
Messenger RNA from Arachis ipaensis, 2030 nucleotides. The record is from RefSeq and is a predicted model, not a curated record. Lineage: Eukaryota; Viridiplantae; Streptophyta; Magnoliopsida; Fabales; Fabaceae.